Macrobrachium nipponense is the source of this 3389-nucleotide messenger RNA. RefSeq names its product splicing factor 3A subunit 1-like (gene Sf3a1). Gene Ontology annotation, cellular component: U2 snRNP; catalytic step 2 spliceosome; U2-type prespliceosome. Bases 138 to 2594 code for a protein of 818 amino acids. Gene Ontology annotation, biological process: mRNA cis splicing, via spliceosome; regulation of alternative mRNA splicing, via spliceosome. Gene Ontology annotation, molecular function: RNA binding; protein binding. The transcript is spliced from 5 exons. NCBI's taxonomy places the organism in Eukaryota, Metazoa, Arthropoda, Malacostraca, Decapoda, Palaemonidae. The record is from RefSeq and is a predicted model, not a curated record.
ACUUCAGGUCAGGUGGAGAAGAAGAAGAGGUCCUCCAUUACGUGUGACCGGGAUUGACGGCUGCUGUGUUGUUAUUGUUUAUAUUUUGAAAGCGAAGGAUUUAUUGAGUUAAAUCACUAAAAUAACUUGACGCCGAGAUGCCUCCCGUAGAGGCGCCGCCCUCUGCGGAGGAGAAGAAGAGCGUGGUUGGGUUCAUUUAUCCGCCGCCGGAAGUGAGAAAUAUUGUUGACAAGACAGCAAAUUUUGUUGCCCGUAAUGGACCAGAAUUUGAAGCCCGUAUUCGUCAGCAUGAGCAGAAUAACCCCAAGUUCAACUUCCUUAAUCCUGGUGACCCAUAUCAUGCAUAUUAUCAGCACAAGGUUAAUGAAUGCCGUACUGGGAAACCAGGUGACAAAGAUAUUCCCCCACUACCGGGUGGUCGAGGGCCACCCCAGUCUGUGUCACAGACACAGCAGCAGAAGCAGCAGGAGUUGCUGCGUUCAGCUGUACUGGAAGCUACUACACCAAAGGAACCCCCACCAGAUUAUGAAUUUAUUGCUGACCCACCUUCCAUAUCAGCAUUUGAUUUAGAUGUGGUGAGACUUACAGCCCAGUUUGUGGCACGUAAUGGCAGACAGUUUUUAACAACACUUAUGAACCGUGAGCAGCGCAACAAUCAGUUUGAUUUCCUUCGGCCUCAACAUUCACUAUUCCAGUACUUUACCCGUUUAUUAGAGCAGUACACCAAGGUCCUUAUACCUCCAAAGGAUCUCAUGAAGCGCCUCACUGAAGAAGCACAGAGUCCUCAGGCUGUCAUGAAGCAGGUUAAUCAACGUGUGGAGUGGGAAAGGCAUCAGGCAGCAGUUAGGAAGAAAGAGGAAGAAGAUGCAGAAAGAGAGAGACUGGAAUAUGCUGCUAUUGACUGGCAUGAUUUCUCUGUUGUUGAAACUAUUGAUUAUCAACCUUGGGAAGUUGGUUCUUUCCCUCCUCCUACAACAGCAGCAGAGGUAGGCAGACGUGUUCUGCUCCAAGAGCGUAUUGAUGAAGGAAUCACUCCAGACACAGACAUGGUUUUGGGAAGUGAUGACGAAGAAGAACCUGAAGAGGAAGAGGAGGAGGGUGCUCCAGGUGAUCAUGAUGACACUCAGGUGCUGGACAUGGAAGAGGAAAGUAGCUCUGAGGAAUCAGAGUCAGAGGAAGAGGAGGAACCUCAACCUCCACAGCCACCACCUCAGCCUCAACCAUCUCAACCACCACCACAGCCACCACAAACUCAACCAAGUGAAAUUAAAAUGCCACAGCCGCCACUCCCACGAGAACCACCGCAGCCAGCACCAGCACCUCCUGUUGCUGGACAGUUAGUUGUCAAAGACUAUAACCCACGUCAGCAGCAACGUGCUAACACUGCCAAGACUGCUAAUGCUGACCCAUACCUUGUUUCUCCCAUCACUGGCGAGAGGAUUGCUCCUGAUAAGGUUAGCCAACAUUUGCGCAUCAACAUGUUGGACCCUAGAUGGCUUGAAGACAGAGAUCGUAUGAUGGCUGACAAAGUAAACCCUGACACCGUAUUUGCCACAGGUGAAUCUAUUCGGUCUUCACUCAAGCAAUUGGCUGAAAGACGUACUGAUAUUUUUGGUGCUGGUGAUGAAGAAACUGGAAUUGGUAAGAAGAUUGGUGAAGAGGAAAAACGUGAAGAGAAAGUGACAUGGGAUGGUCACACAGGUUCCAUGGAAGCUGCAACAAGAGCUGCACGUGCAAAUAUAUCCAUUAAUGAGCAGAUUCAUCAGAUUCAUAAAGUGAAGGGCCUGCUUCCUGAUCAGGAAAAGGAGAAGAUUGGACCUCAGCCAAAGCUGCCGGUAUCUACCGCUCCACCCACAAAUGUAAGUCACUCCCGCCCAGCUCCACCACCUCCAAAAGCUCAGCCUCCACCACCUCCAAAGCCACAGCCACCUCCUCCUCCCCCAAAAUCUGCUCCACAGCCAGCACCUCCUCCCCCACCUCCAAAACCCUCUGUGGUAACUCCUUCUCAGCCUGUAAUGGCAGUUAAUAUUAGAGGUCCAAUGCCUCCCGUAGCACCUGUAAUGGUAGUACCACCUGUUAUGAUGGCUCCUCGUCCUGCAAGCUUCAUGCCUGGCCCUCCUGCACCACCUGUUCCAGGAUUUAUGGCCCCUCAGCCACCUCAGUCAGCACCUCCUCCACCAUCUGGACCACCACCACCAGGUCCUCCAAUGGGAGGUGUGGUUGGUGUGGACAAAGAUGAUGAUGAAGGACCUGCUGCAAAGAGGGCACGAACAGAAGACACACUCGUUCCAGAAGAAGAUUGGGCGAGACGGUUCCCUGGUCCCGUCAAAUUCCAGGUUGCAGUUCCUCAGGUUUCUGAUAAACCAGAAUGGCGCCUGAUGGGCCAGACACUUUCACUGACCCUUCCAGUAACAGAUCCAGUAUCUGUUGUUAAAGCUAAACUUCAUGAAGAAACUGGUUUGCCCCCAGGUAAGCAGAAGUUAGCAAGAGAUGGAUUGUUCUUCAAGGAUUCACAGUCUUUGUCUUAUUACAAUGUUGGACCUGGAACUGUCAUCCAAUUACAGCUGAAGGAACGUGGUGGACGUAAGAAGUAAAAUAUAUGCAUUUCACCACUGCAUUCAGUUUUUGAUUUGCGCUUGACAGUUGACUUGUAAACUUAAAUAUCUAGGUCAUACAUUUUAUCAUUUAAAAAUUCUUAUGUCACAGGUUGUAAUGACUUACAAUUUAGCAUUUGCUUUAAAAUCACAGUUCAGUUAAAAUAUCUUAUUAACUUUCAGCAAAAUUUAGGUGGCAGUCUCUGAAAUUUCAAAGGAAAUGUAUUAAAAAAUGCAGUAUUGUUAUGAUAACAUCUAAUUUAAUGUAUUCAAAAAUUAAAUAUUGAAAUAACAUCUAAUUACAAUAUAUAUUUUGUAAUGUAUACUAAUAGCAUACAGUACCAUAAAAUAUGACUACUGCAUUCUUGGUAAAAGCUGAGAGUAUUCUUUAUUGCCAUAAGUUAUUUGAGAGUCCAAAAUUAUUGGUAGCUUAUCAAAGUAGCUUUGAUUAUAUAUGGACAACAAAAGAAGCAAUAUUACAUCUGUUGCUUACAGUAUAUUGAUGUAACUAACUCCAACUCAGUGUAGUGUCAAGGAAUUAACUUGUACGUAUAUGAAUUCAAAUAUAUGAAUGUUGUAUAUGCAUUUCAUGUGACAAUGAAUCUGCUUCGGAAUUUAAGUAGCUCAUAUCCAUUACAUUAACCCUGAAGUAGGAAUUUGUUACUUUUAAAAAAUAAUAAUUAUAAUAGGGUAAUUUUAUGAUAUGAAUAAUUAUAUGUAUUUUCAUGACAAUAUAAGUUUUCUUGAUUAUGUACUGUAGUUACUUUUAUCCCAAUAAACACAGUAUGCUUGGAA